Molecule: messenger RNA, 723 nt
Organism: Iphiclides podalirius (scarce swallowtail)
Lineage: Eukaryota; Metazoa; Arthropoda; Insecta; Lepidoptera; Papilionidae
Source: the annotation of a GenBank genome assembly
AUGGAGAAACCAGUUACUAUGAAUCCGAAUGACAUAAGAGAUGAAAAAGUAAAGGUUCUUAGACACAUUCCACCAAUAAAACUUAGUGAUAUCCUAGUUGGACAAUAUGUAGGGAACCCUAACGGCAAAGAAGAUGAAAAACUUGGCUACCUUGAUGAUCCAACUGUGCCGAAAGACUCUGUUACUCCAACAUAUGCCUUAGCUGUUGUGUGGAUAAAUAAUACAAGAUGGCAAGGUGUUCCAUUUAUUCUUCGCUGUGGAAAGGCACUUAAUGAAAGAAAAGCUGAAGUAAGAGUACAAUACAAAGAUGUGCCAGGAGAUAUUUUUGGCCAUACUAAACGAAAUGAAUUUGUUAUAAGAGUACAACCAGGUGAAGCUUUAUAUUUAAAACUUAUGUCCAAGUCUCCUGGAAUGAAAUUUGAUUUGACUGAAACGGAGUUGGACUUAACAUACAGUUUACGUUACAAAGGAGCAGAUGUUCCGGAUGCUUAUGAAAGGUUAAUUUUAGAUGUCUUCACCGGCACACAAAUGCAUUUUGUACGUAGUGACGAAUUAAAAGAGGCUUGGCGUAUUUUUACUCCAGUUCUGAAAAAUUUGGAAGAACAGCACAUCAAACCUAUUCCAUAUGUAUUUGGAUCUAGAGGACCUUCUGAAGCUGAUGCCAAAUUAGCUGAAAAUGAUUUCAAAUACUCAGGCUCUUAUAAAUGGGAAAAACCUACACCU